AUGGCUCCAUCUGCAACCAGCCCUCGAUUACCUACCAGCAAACUCAACAUCACACCCGUGCUGUCUGAGAAAACUGCGCGCCAUGUAGAGACUUGGUCCAAGCAAAUCAGGGGAGGGUUCCCAACACUGCCAGUUGCUGUUGAAUCGGCUAAGGGUCAUACCGUCGUCGAUGUAGAUGGCAAGGAAUAUAUAGACUUCAUUGGCCAAUUUGCCGUCAUGAACUUUGGCUAUUCUCAUCCCAAGAUCGCUAAAGCAGCUGCGGACCAAGUCUACAAGAUGCCGCUAAGUGGAACGGCUUACAUCAGCCCAUUGUACGUGGGAUUCGCAGAGCGGCUCACUAAAAAAUUCGGGUUUGACUCAAUUGCGACCAUGCUGAGCGGAUCUGAGGCAGUGGAAUCAGCCGUCAAGAUUGCACGCAAAUGGGCGUAUCUCAAGAAAGGGAUACCGCAGGACCAGGCUCAUGUUCUCACGUUUCCCACAAACGUUAGUUUCACCAGCCCUAACUCACAACUUCCUGUGCUGAAACUCAUGGAACGCAGAUUUCGGACAACAUCUCCCAACAUUGGAUCUUACGCUCCUACAAGUGGUAAACUUAUUCCUUUUGGGGAUUUAAGAAGCUUUGAGAAAGUAUUUGAGGAGGAUGGCGAAAGGAUUGCUGCGCUUUUCGUUGAGCCUGUCCAAGGCUGGGCGGGAACAAUUGUUCCUCCCAAGGGCUACUUGAAAGGUGCACAAGGAUUAUGCAGAAAGCAUAAUGUCCUCUUGAUUUAUGACGAGAUCCAGGCUGGGUAUGGCCGAACGGGAAAAGACCUUUCCUUUCACCACGAACCGGAGCUUGAGCCUGAUAUGGUGACAAUGGCCAAGGGCAUCACGGGAGGAUACUACCCCAUGUCCUUCAUUAUGGGCAAGAAGCAUGUUAUGGAUUUGCUAAGCAAAAACGAAGUUCUUUCAACGUUUGGAGCUUCUCCUAUUGCUCUCUCGGCUGCUCUCGCUACGCUAGAUGUCCUGGAAGACGAGAAGAUCUCGGAGCGUUCUGAACGUCUUGGAAGAGUCCUGGAGAAGACGAUCAAGGAGCUUAACCCGCCACAUGUAAAAGAGCUUCGAGGAAUCGCGCUUUUUCAAUCUUUGGUUCUCGAUCAGAGUGAACCGGGCGUAACCCCCCGACGAGUCCAGGCUCUCGCUGCUCAUCACGGUGUCCUUGUCGGUAUUGGUGCGGAUCGUUUGAGAUUUAGCCCACCUUUGACAAUUACAGAGGAGGAUCUGGUCAAAGCUCUACAUGUUAUUGCUCAGUGCUUGGAGGAAGUUACGGCUUUGGGAGACUUUGCUGGGAGUGAAUUUCUUAGUUAG
Messenger RNA from Fusarium musae, 1344 nucleotides. RefSeq lists its product as uncharacterized. The coding region runs from base 1 to 1344 and encodes 447 amino acids. The record is from RefSeq and is a predicted model, not a curated record. Gene Ontology annotation, molecular function: identical protein binding; pyridoxal phosphate binding; L-ornithine transaminase activity. The transcript is spliced from 5 exons. Gene Ontology annotation, cellular component: cytoplasm. NCBI's taxonomy places the organism in Eukaryota, Fungi, Ascomycota, Sordariomycetes, Hypocreales, Nectriaceae.